AUGGCGCUGUGCCAGAACCGCUUGCAAGAGGAACGGAAGCAGUGGCGAAAGGACCACCCCUUUGGCUUCUAUGCCCGUCCCCAGAAGAACCAGCAGGGUGUGCUCGACUUGAAGAUUUGGGAAUGUGGUAUUCCCGGCAAGGAAAAGACGAUCUGGGAGGGUGGUCUGUUCAAGCUGACCGUUACUUUCCCUGACGAGUAUCCCACGAAACCCCCCAAGUGCAAAUUCGUUCCCCCUCUCUUCCACCCCAAUGUCUAUCCGUCGGGCACGGUCUGCCUCUCGAUCCUCAACGAAGAAGAGGCAUGGAAGCCGGCUAUCACGAUGAAGCAGAUCUUGCUCGGCAUUCAGGACUUGCUCAACGACCCCAACCCCGAGUCCCCAGCCCAGGCUGAGGCGUACAAUCUCUUCAAGAAAGAUCGUCAGGAGUAUGAGCGUCGGAUCAAGCGCGUCGUGCGGGAGAAUGCCGCCCCAUAG
Neurospora tetraspora is the source of this 474-nucleotide messenger RNA. Its product is annotated as putative ubiquitin--protein ligase hus5. Gene Ontology annotation, molecular function: SUMO conjugating enzyme activity. Gene Ontology annotation, biological process: protein sumoylation. Lineage: Eukaryota; Fungi; Ascomycota; Sordariomycetes; Sordariales; Sordariaceae. Gene Ontology annotation, cellular component: nucleus. The record is from RefSeq and is a predicted model, not a curated record. The coding region runs from base 1 to 474 and encodes 157 amino acids. The transcript has 4 exons.